AUCGCAAUAAUAGGUGGGUGACUGACAUACACGUAUUAUUUAAUAAUAAACAAUUGAAAAACAAGUAAAGAGCGAAUAGCGGCCUCUGUUGUCAGCAUUCCAUAACCGAAGGUUUGUUGUGGCAUCUAUCGAACAGACGAACAGAACAGUUGAUCAACGACUGUUAUCAGUCAGUUGACAGUAUAAGUCGGCGACCUAAUGGUACUUUGAUUUUGUUGUUAAUAAAGUAUUGUUCGUCUUUAAUAUGAGUGAAAAGAGGAAACACGAGGACUCGGAUCCUGAAAAUGAUGAAGAGUGGAUUGGUCCUUUGCCAUCUGAUGCAGCUGCUCCGAAAAAGCAGAGAGUUUUGGAGUAUGAAAAAGUUUACCUGGAUAACUUGCCCUCCUGCGAGUGCUAUGAAAAAUCUUACAUGCAUCGAGAUGUCAUUACUCAUAUUGUUGUAACAAAGACAAAUUUUAUUAUAACGGCAAGCUGCGACGGUCAUGUUAAGUUUUGGAAAAAGCAAGAAGAACUUAUUGAGUUUGUCAAACAUUUUAGAGCACAUCUCCAACCAAUUCAAGCUCUGGCAGCCAGUUGCAAUGGAGUUCAUUGUUGUACAAUCAGUGUAGAUAAGUCGAUUAAAGUGUUUGAUGUUGUGAAUUUUGACAUGAUCAAUAUGAUGAAAGUUGACUAUGUCCCUCAAUGCGCUGAAUGGGUGUAUUCUGCUGGUGAUGCGAUAGCUGCUGUUGCUGUAUCAGAUCAAGAUUCUAAUAAAAUUUAUAUCUAUGAUGGUCAAGGCACAGAAACUCCUCUUCACAUAUUUGAAACCCUUCACACCAAGCCUGUUGUAGCACUAAAGUACAAUCCUGUAUAUGAUACCUGCAUAUCAGUUGAUAAACUAGGAAUUUUGGAGUACUGGACAGGGCCAAGAAAUGAGUACAAAUUUCCCAAGAAUGUUCUGUUUGAAUCAAAGCUGGAUACAGAUUUAUAUGAAUUUGCUAAAAAUAAGACAUAUCCUUGUGGUCUUGCUAUAUCCAACGAUGGUAAGAAGUUUGCAUCUCUUAGCGGAGAUAGAAAAGUGCGGGUGUUCAAUUUUUUAACUGGCAAAAUGUCUAGAGUGUAUGACGAAUCCCUGCAAAGGUUUUUGGAGCUGCAGCAAACAACGCAGCAACUUCCAAACAUGGAGUUUGGUAGAAGGAUGGCAGUUGAAAAGGAAAUGGACAAAACGGAAACGAAUCUGGGUAACAUCGUUUUUGACGAGUCUGGUCACAUGAUAAUGUACAGCACAAUGCUGGGAGUAAAGCUUGUCAACACCUACACAAAUCGCUGUAUAAAGAUCUUGGCAAAACCCGAGAACAUCAGACCUAUGCAGUUGGCCCUGUUCCAAGGAAAGGCCAAAAAAACCGCCACCACCACCUUGGAAAUGGAAGCAUCGGAAAAUCCGACGCUGGAAAUGAAUCGACCGGAUCCAAUACUCUUCUGUACGGCGCACAAGAAAAAUCGUUUUUACAUGUUCACGAGACGUGAGCCCGAAGACACGAAAGGUCCGGAAUGCGACAGGGACGUCUUCAACGAAAAGCCAUCGAAAGAGGAUAUUAUCUCGUCGACGGAAACCUCCAAUAUGCAGAAGAUCUUUGAUACCGCCAUCCUUCACACGGCUCUCGGUGAUAUCCACGUUAAUCUUUUUGGCAAAGAUGUGCCGAAGACAGUGGAGAAUUUCUGCGUUCACGCGAAGAACGGCUAUUACAACAGUCACAUCUUUCAUCGAGUCAUCAAGGGCUUUAUGAUCCAAACCGGAGAUCCGACUGGCACUGGCACCGGUGGUGAGAGUAUUUGGGGUGGCGAGUUCGAGGACGAGUUCAGGAAAAAUCUCAAGCACGACAGGCCUUACACGCUCAGUAUGGCUAACGCUGGACCGAAUAGUAACGGCAGUCAGUUCUUCAUUACUUUGACUCCAACGCCGUGGCUCGACAACAAGCACACAGUCUUUGGUCGCGUAGUGAAAGGGAUGGAAGUUGUACAAAAUAUUAGCCAAGUAAAAACAAAUCCCAAGACUGACAAGCCAUACGACGACAUAAGAAUCAUCAGCGUGACGGUAAAGUAACCGGCGAUAUUUCUCACGGAAUUGUACAUAAAGCAGAAGAGAUUUUUUAUUGAAAUAAAAGACGCGCAAAACGACAAGGUA
Messenger RNA from Nasonia vitripennis (jewel wasp), 2164 nucleotides. RefSeq names its product peptidylprolyl isomerase domain and WD repeat-containing protein 1. The transcript has 7 exons. The record is from RefSeq and is a predicted model, not a curated record. Lineage: Eukaryota; Metazoa; Arthropoda; Insecta; Hymenoptera; Pteromalidae. Bases 245 to 2083 code for a protein of 612 amino acids. Gene Ontology annotation, molecular function: protein binding; peptidyl-prolyl cis-trans isomerase activity. Gene Ontology annotation, biological process: protein peptidyl-prolyl isomerization.